CCCAUUACCUCAUGGGAUCAUUAGGUCGACAUGAUCUCGCCGCGGCCAGCACUGAAGCCACCUCCCCGCUGGGACGGAGGCCAGAGGCCCUUUCCCCUCCUCUACACACAGGUGCAGCCCUGCAGCGGGAGGCGCGGGCCCGCGGCCAUGUCGGGAGGCAGGGGGCACCUCCUGAGGGGGGCCCCCGACAUGGCGGCGGGCGGCAAAGCGGGACAGCCACCCCGCGCCAGGCCCGCUCAGCUCCCCGCCCUACCCCCCUUCCCCCGGGGGGCUGCCCGGCAAGGCGGCAUUGUUGGCCGCGUCCAUCACUCCCCGUCCCCGGCUGACAUAAUGAAUGAGCUUGGACACACCUUCCAGCCCGGCGAAGAGGCGCGCCGAGUCUCCACGGACAGCCCCACUGAACUCUCCGCUCCGCUCCCCUCAGCCCUCGGGGAGGCGGCCCGCAAGCCCGCCCGGCCCCAUAGCCCGGCGCCCCGUCCCAGCCCAGUGAGGGGCCGCGGCGGCUGGGCUGGGCUGGGCCGGGCAGGGCGACGGGGGGUAAGAGCCCUCGCUAUGCUGCCCAGCGCCCUGUACUGGGACCUAGUGGGCUCCUCGGCUCUUCUCAACCUGCCGGCAGCGCCGGGCUUCGGCAACCUGGGCAAAAGUUUCCUCAUCGAGAACUUGCUGCGGGCCGGGGCGCCUCCGAGCCCUGCCCAGCUCCGUCCCCUCCCCGCCAGCCCCGUCCCCCUCAAGCUGUGCCCCGCGGCGGAACAAAUCAGCCCCUCAGGGGGUCCGUACCCGACAAGAUGGGCUUUUCAAGUGCUUAACCCCUCCGUGGCGGAAGGCGGCCGUCUGCCAGCGAGGGCUCCGGCGGCGGAGAGAGGCGGCGUCUUCCCGCCGGCAGCCACAGCUCUUUCCAAACACUUUUUUCUCCGAGCCCCGCCAUUCUACUCAGCAUGCUGUGGUGGGUCCUGUCAGCACCCUGCAUCCCCCACUGCUUUUCCAAGAGAGGAAAGUGUGCUGCCUCUUCUGACCCAGGAGUCUAAUUCCAAAUCCCGAAGAGGUAUAUUAAGAAGAGCUGUCUUUUCUGAAGACCAGAGGAAAGCUUUGGAGAAAAUGUUUCAGAAGCAGAAGUAUAUUAGUAAAACAGACAGGAAGAAACUGGCCAUUAACCUGGGUCUAAAGGAGUCUCAGGUGAAAAUUUGGUUUCAGAAUCGAAGGAUGAAAUGGCGUAACUCCAAAGAAAAAGAAGUGCUUUCAAACAGGUGCCUCCAAGAAGAAGGUCUGCAGGAGAACUACCUCUCACGAUCCACCAUGAGUUUUGCUUCCCCAUGCCCAUCUGUGUGGGAAGUGACCCAGGAGCAAGCAAGUCCAAGGUGGAGGGAGACUUCUCCAGGAAAUUCUGAAAGACUGAUGAGUACACAACCACCUCCAAGAGCAAAUUUGUCGCAGAGCCCACUGUAUUUGUACCCUGACCAAGACACUGCAAAUAAGGCAGUUACAUCAUCAGCUUAAGGAACAGGGGCAGUUUGUAAAUUGAGUGGAGAGCACAGGCUUCAAAUGAGCAGUCUUCUAAGACUAACAAUAUUUGGACGUUGUAACUAGUUAAUGCUCAUAAAUUUGCUAAAGUCUAACACCAUUAAAAUGACAAAUAACUAAUGAUUUAAGACAUAUUCUUCAAUACUCAGUCUUUUUGUGUGUCUUUUCCAGUUUUGUACUGACCUUAAAAGUGAAAUAGGAACUGAUGGUAAGUAAAAUGAAGUGAAGAGCAUGAAGCUGAAGUUGUGCUCCGAUUUAUACAUCUGCACUGUAUGAUAUUCAUUAAAAACACAGUGAUAGAGAA
Messenger RNA from Pezoporus occidentalis (night parrot), 1822 nucleotides. RefSeq names its product developing brain homeobox 2 (gene DBX2). Bases 31 to 1494 code for a protein of 487 amino acids. NCBI's taxonomy places the organism in Eukaryota, Metazoa, Chordata, Aves, Psittaciformes, Psittacidae. Gene Ontology annotation, biological process: regulation of transcription by RNA polymerase II. The record is from RefSeq and is a predicted model, not a curated record. Gene Ontology annotation, molecular function: DNA-binding transcription factor activity, RNA polymerase II-specific; DNA binding. The transcript is spliced from 4 exons.